Messenger RNA from Pipistrellus nathusii (Nathusius's pipistrelle), 354 nucleotides. The record is from the annotation of a GenBank genome assembly. Lineage: Eukaryota; Metazoa; Chordata; Mammalia; Chiroptera; Vespertilionidae.
AUGUUGUCACAGCUGGAUAGCCCCCAGGGGACCCAGGCUAGCCAACACGGGUCCAGCAUGUGCACAGGACAGGGCUCCCUGGGAAGUGUGUUGCUCCCCCAGCACCCCCAGAUCCUUCCUUGGAGACUAAGCAGUGCCCUGAAGGAUUCUAGUUGCAGUCUGACCUCAACUGACUGGCCAUUUCUUUGUUCUGAGUUUUUCUCAUUGCCAUGUCAGAGUGAAGGGGCCACAAGUGUGUGCCUGAGACUCGCUGCUCAAGCAGCACACGCUGGGACUGUUGUUGACUUAUUCAUGCUUUAUCUUUAUGUUUAUUUCUCUUCUAAAUACAUAUAUGCAAAAUGUGUCAUUUGUUAG